Trichoplax adhaerens is the source of this 912-nucleotide messenger RNA. RefSeq lists its product as uncharacterized. NCBI's taxonomy places the organism in Eukaryota, Metazoa, Placozoa, Uniplacotomia, Trichoplacea, Trichoplacidae. Bases 1 to 912 code for a protein of 303 amino acids. The transcript has 7 exons. Gene Ontology annotation, biological process: L-threonine catabolic process; L-serine catabolic process. The record is from RefSeq and is a predicted model, not a curated record. Gene Ontology annotation, molecular function: pyridoxal phosphate binding; L-serine ammonia-lyase activity; threonine deaminase activity.
AUGGCUGAUCAUCACCUUCUAUAUGAGCAAAUUUGUCAGGCUUACGAAAGAAUUAAAGAGUUUAUACGUUGUACUCCAUUAGAGCGAUCGUAUCCGUUAACAGAAGGCACUUCUGGCCAAGUAUUCAUUAAAUUAGAAAGUGAACAACUAACUGGUGCUUUUAAAAUCCGCGGAGCGUUCAAUAAAUGUAUGCUUCUAAAAGAGCGAGCAGCUGCUUCUGGACAGCAAGUACAAGUUGUUACUGCUUCGACCGGAAAUCAUGCGAUGGCAUGUACUAUAGCUAUGAAGACAACGCAGAUAUCUGGCAAGAUUUUCGUACCAAAUAAUGCUAGCCAAGCAAAAUUGAGAAUGAUCAAUUUGAUGGGAGGAUCUGUUCACCAUUACGGUGAUGACUGUUUUGAGACAGAGAAACGGGCACGUCAAGAGGCAUUGGAUAAUAAUUCGAUCUAUAUUUCGCCUUAUAAUGAUUUAGAAAUAGUAGCAGGUCAAGGAACGAUAGGAGUGGAAAUUCUUAAGCAGCUACCGGAAGUGGAUGUUGUUAUGGGUUGUGUUGGAGGUGGUGGAAUGCUGGGAGGUAUUUCUGCUUAUUUAAAAGCAGCUAAGCCUUCUAUAAAGAUUAUUGGUUGUUCUCCAGCAAAUUCUGCCGCUAUGUACCAUUCGAUCCGAGCUGGGAAAGUCAUAGAUAUUGAGAAUAAAGAAACAUUAUCCGAUGGAUCUGCUGGCUCUAUUGAAGAAGAAGCGGUUACUUUUGAGAUAUGUAGAAAAUAUAUUGAUGAAUGGGUGUUGGUGACUGAAGAAGAAAUUGCUGAUGCUAUAUAUUUUAUGAUGGAACAACAUCAUAAGAUUAUUGAAGGCUCUGCAGGCGUUCCUAUUGCCGCUUAUUGUAAAAUGAAAGAGCGUUGGAUAAAAUGA